AUGCUCUCUUUCAGCUCGAUCCUAACCAGACGAACAGCACCGACCAUCCAGAAGCCCUCCUUCCGAAACGGCUUGGCUCGACACAACUCGUCGAAAUCCACAUCGACGAAAAAGCCCACCUACCAGCCCUCACCCUCCCCCCCUCCCUUACCACCCAAAGAACAGAAAGAAUUCAUCUCGCUCAUCAACCAAUCAAACUCAUCGCCUCCAGAUCAGCCCACCAACCAGACCCAUCCUGAUCUCAGAAACCUCGGCCCAGAAGAAUUUCAGGGGGAUGUCAAUCCGAGAACCGGUGAAGUCAAUGGGCCCAAACGCGAUCCUUUAAAAUGGCCAAAUGAAUGGGGAUAUGGUGGUCGAGUUGAGCAAUCUGUCUUAUUUUUGAUGAGCGUUCCCUUACGCCGAGUGGGUAAGUACCCUACCACGGUCCGGACGGCGACGAACGAUCAGAAACGGAUCUCCGAAACAAUUUUCGCUUCUUUCUCAACAAUCACCUAUCGCAGCAACCCCAGUUCUGUUGGGAAGAUCAAGGAAGAAUUUUCAACCAAAUUUAUCACCUCUCAUCGUACACAUCAUCAUCUUCCACCUCUGCAAAUACCUAGUGGUUUCCCAGCUCAGGUUGAAAAAUUAGUACAAAGAAACAGUUACGUCUUCAGAGAUAUAUCAAAAUACGUGAAAUCAGAAACAAUUCUCUACCUUUCUUAA
Molecule: messenger RNA, 702 nt
Organism: Puccinia triticina
Lineage: Eukaryota; Fungi; Basidiomycota; Pucciniomycetes; Pucciniales; Pucciniaceae
Exons: 2
Coding region: 1-702 (233 amino acids)
Source: RefSeq, a predicted model, not a curated record